AUGUCUCCACCUGCACCCCCUCAACGCUACCCAGAGCGGUCCUCCUCCCUCUCCGCAAUCGACUUCCCCCACGCAGCAGCGAAGAAGAAGAGAUUCCCCGCACUCGCACUCACCAAAAGCAUCACCAGCAGCAGCGAAGAAGAAGAGAUGGAGGAUAAGAAUCAUUUUAUUAUUGAUGCGCUUCAGAGAUCGCUUUCGAAAUCUGAGAUUAGGGAGCCGUUGGUGCAGGAGUUCACUUUCGAAGCGAUUGAUCGGAGUGUGAGUUUGAGUUUGGGUGUUGAUGCGGUGGAUGGACAGGUUCUACCUGCUGCGCUGGAGAUUGUGAAAAUUGGUGGUAGAGAGGAUGAGAAGAAUGAGGUUGAUCAACGCCAUGUUUUGCAGUGCGAGCAUGGCACCGCUGUCAAUCUCAAGGAGGAGGAUACUGGUGAGGACAAACUCAUAGGUGACGAUCUACACUACAAAGAUAAAGCUUCCAAGAAAGAAGUGACGGCUUCUGAGGCGUGUUCUUGCAGUCCGAGUCCAAUCGAGACGGUACCAUCAGCUAUUAUUCGCCCAGCCACGCCGAUGAUCCCUUUAGCCUUCGGCCGCAAGAACAAGGAUAUCAACGAACCAGGCACUGAGUCUCCCAACAAUCUGGAAACCCCUCACGCUUCACCACUUCGAAUUAACACUACCGAACAACCAGUCACCAUCCCCAUCGCAGAGAACUACAAAGAGAACAAGCUCAGCCCAGCUCAACUCGUCCCCAAGAAGAAGACUUUUGUAGUCGCUAUCUCAGGUUGCACUUCUGCUGGAAAGUCGGUAUUGGCUAAGAUCCUCAGUGAGAUCUUUGAUUCUCCGUCGGUUCUUCCAAGCAAUGGCGACGGUGGAAAAAUCAAGCCAACGAUUACGAUUGCUCAGGAUGAUUUCUUCCACCCAAAGGGUUUGCAGCCGUUUGUGAGCUUCAUGUCGACGCAAGGGGAUGCGCCGUUUAUGGAGAAAUCGAUUCAUCAUGACGAGUUUGGGAUGUAUUUCAUCACCUCAUCCGGUACUAGACCCUCCCAUCCACCCGACACUCUCCUCGAAUGCCUCACCGGCACUUCCCACACCCAACGCAUCGACUCCUUCGACUCCAACAGCAGCGACGCCUCUUGCCUCCACGAAGGUGGUCAUCGCCAUCUCUACCGAGUGACCGGUCCCAAGCCUGACUGCAACCAAGCUCUCGAUUUCGUCAGCCUAGUCGAAGCCAUCACCAGAAUCCAGACAACCGGCCAGCUGCCCAAGUACAAGAUGCGCUUCCCGUGCGAGGAGGACAUGGACCAGUAUUCCAACUUGAUUACUAAGAUGAAGGAAAAGGUCGCGGGAUGGGUUAAAGAACAGGCUGUUCUUAACGCGGAGGCUAGGUUUGGUGGUGCGGUUGUUAGAGGUCCGAUUGAGAGUGAUGGGAAGAAACUCGUCAAUGCUGAUGCGCACGGAACAGGCAAGGCAACUCUACGACCACAAUUCGUCUUUGUUGAAGGAUUCCUCCUACUCGCCGAUCCUUCCGAGGCCAGAUCUAGCACCACCCGACGCAUAAGCAAUGCUGCUGCUUACAACAUCGCAAGCGAGAAAGCCAAGAUCGCCAAAUACGUCAAGCAGUUGGAGGAACUCUCUACAGAACUCACUGCCAAGUAUAAUAUCGACGAGACUAUUGAGGGCGAGCGGGAUGUCAUCGAGGCGCAGUUCUGGGCUACGAAUUUGAAGGCUAAGGAGUAUCUCCAGGGAUUGUUUGAUGUUAAGUUGUUUCUCAACACGAGCAAGGGCGAGUCGAAGCGACGACGUUUCCAGAGAUAUAUUUAUAGGGAUGGGCCUGAGGGUGAAAGGUUGCCGGGACAGAUGUGGAAGAGUGAGGGGUUCUAUGAGGAGGUUGUGUGGAAGGCCUUUGAGGAGAAUUAUGAAUGGUUGUUGGAGGGCGAUGGCAAGACUAAUAUUUCUGUUCAGGCAGAGAAGGGAAAUGAGAGCUUGGGUUUGUCUACCAAGAAGGGUGUGUUCAUGGAGCCGGUUCAGGAUGCGUGUGUUGAGGAUGUUGUCGAAUGGGCUGUUGAGGUAAUGCUUGCUGAGACGGGUCGACUUGAGGCUGAAGCUAGGAUUGCUGGAGGUGGAUGCAGCACUGACGACUAA
Molecule: messenger RNA, 2139 nt
Organism: Cadophora gregata
Lineage: Eukaryota; Fungi; Ascomycota; Leotiomycetes; Helotiales; Ploettnerulaceae
Exons: 3
Coding region: 1-2139 (712 amino acids)
Source: RefSeq, a predicted model, not a curated record